CAUCAACAAACAUUGCACCGCAUAUGCAGAUUAACGCAUAGUUCCGAGACCAUCGCUAUUUUCCCUGUCGACAGAACUUGUACAGCAGCGCACACCUUUUGUCCCUCUUCUCUCAACCCGCCUCAUCACACCAAGCUGCGGCGAGCAUGGAGGGCCAACGGGACCUGGUCUUCUGCCACGAAUGCGAGAAUGAAUGGUUCCGACAUCAAGGUGGUUUGACAUGUCCGGACUGUCAUUCGGACUUUACAGAAAUCAUCGAGCCACAGCAUGACCCGAGACACGUCGAGCCCGAGGAGCCAGAAGCGCAUCCGUUCAACAACCACAACCCAUGGGCCCACACUCCCUUAGACGCCCCCGACCCUGAUGAGAGCGAUCUCCCUAGAGACAUUCCCGGCUACCAAAUGCGUUCAAAUACAAACCCCAACGGCGGCAUUUCCAUGAGCUUCAGCCGUACCUUUACGUCAAGCACUAAUUCUCGUGGCCCUGCCUCUCCUCCACCGCACACUCACAACCACGCUCAAGGCCCAGAUGCGCUCCUCCAAAUGUUGAGUCAAAUCAUCGGCGGAGGUGCACGCCAACCGCACCAGACGACUCGCGAUGCUGCACCACAAUCGCCCGACGGUGAACCGAAUGUACGCGUCUUCACUGGUGGCGGUCCCAACUUUCAAUACACGGCUACUGCCCGCCUCUCUCCUCGCAACGCCAAUGCUCCACAAGCCAAUCUGCCAAACAUCGACAACCUGCCGAACCUACUCGAUCUGUUUCAAGCUCCUCCGCGAGGUGCCGGCCCAGACCCUGCCUUCCCUCCCAUCGGUUUCGGUAUCGGCAACAUUUUGAAUAACCUCUUCAAUCCCGCCAACAUGCAACACGGAGAUGCUGUCUACAGUCAAGAGGCCCUAGAUCGGAUAGUUUCCCAGCUCAUGGAGCAGCAACAGUCCAACGCGCCUGGGCCAGCAUCAACCGAAGCCAUCGCCGCACUACCAACAAGGGAAAUCUCAAAGGAAGACAUGGAUGACACUGGCAAGGCUGCGUGCUCAAUCUGCAUGGACGAAGCUCUUAUUGGGUCUCAAGUCACAUAUCUGCCAUGCAGCCAUUGGUUCCAUGGUGACUGCGUCAAAGCAUGGUUGGCUGAGCAUGAUACAUGUCCGCACUGCAGACAAGGCAUUACGCCAGGAGCGCGUGGUACCAGAGAUGACCCUAUCGAUGUUCCCGAGAGUCCAGAUCGGCCGGCCAACACCACCACCGCGUGGGCUCGGAUGAGAGAUGCUUUUGGUGGCGGUACCUAGCGGGGACGCUCCUUGAGGAGACGGCUUCGUAAUACAGAUGUUCACCGGCGAUUGUUACGUAGUGUACGCAUUGUAUGCGACGUACAGAGGAUAGGCAGGGUGCGCAGGGUACGCAGUGCGCGCUCGAUUACUUCUCGUAAGAAGAGAUGAUCUUCUACUAUUCCUAAUUCAUGAUUGUGCCCUUUCAC
Aureobasidium subglaciale EXF-2481 is the source of this 1474-nucleotide messenger RNA. RefSeq lists its product as uncharacterized. Bases 147 to 1286 code for a protein of 379 amino acids. Gene Ontology annotation, biological process: ubiquitin-dependent protein catabolic process; positive regulation of DNA-templated transcription; protein ubiquitination. Gene Ontology annotation, molecular function: ubiquitin protein ligase activity. Gene Ontology annotation, cellular component: nucleoplasm; cytoplasm. Lineage: Eukaryota; Fungi; Ascomycota; Dothideomycetes; Dothideales; Saccotheciaceae. The transcript is spliced from 3 exons. The record is from RefSeq and is a predicted model, not a curated record.